This is a messenger RNA of Melanaphis sacchari, 1932 nucleotides long. Its product is annotated as zinc finger MYM-type protein 1-like. NCBI's taxonomy places the organism in Eukaryota, Metazoa, Arthropoda, Insecta, Hemiptera, Aphididae. The transcript has 2 exons. The record is from RefSeq and is a predicted model, not a curated record. Bases 121 to 1932 code for a protein of 603 amino acids.
GUGUAAUACUAGUAGUAAAACGUAUUCCUAUCAUCGUUAACUGUCAAAUAAAUAUGACUGAAAAUUGAAAAAAAAAAAACAGUAUUAAUAUUACUUAACAGCAGUUUUUCAUCAAUUAAUAUGAGUGGAAAGCGCAUAAAAUUAAGUGGUGCUGAAUUUCGCAAAAGAGCUGAGGAAAAAAAUAAAAAAGACAAACUAAUUAUUUCUCAGACAUCUAAAAUUCAAAGUUUCUUCAAAAAGAAACCUGAAUCUGUUGAAUUAAUUGAAAAAUCAUUAAAAAUCAAUCAAUCUGAUGAACUUGUUGAAAAAUUGCUAAAAACUGAUGACGAAACUUUAAAUUCUGAUAUUCAAGUAUUUUCUAAAACUACUAAUGUUCCAAUUUGUCCAUCACAAGAUCCAGCUUUAUGGGAAAUAAAUUCUGACAUGAUUGAUUUUUUUAUUCGUAACCCAGUUGUAUCAAAUCCUAAAAUAAUUAAUUUUGAUAAUACUAUUCGUAAAUGUGGCGAAUUUAAUAGGAAGUUACCACAUGAUAUUUUCAAAAGAAAACUUUUGAACGGUGAAAUAAAAGAUAGACAAUGGUUACUAUACUCAACAUCAAAAAACGCAUUAUUUUGUUUUUACUGUCUUUUAUUUUCUAAUAAAAAAACACAGUUUAGUUCCACCAAUUCAGGAUUUACUGAUUGGAAAAAAUGUUUAGAAAAAGUUGAACAACACGAAAAGAAUUUGACGCAUAAUGAAUCUAUUCGCAUAUGGUUCUCGAGACGUAAAAUAACUACAGGUAUUGAUGUUGAGUUAAAAAUUGAAUUCGAAAAAAGAGAACUUUAUUGGAGAAAUAUAAUUCACCGUUUAAUUGAAACAAUUAUAUUUUUAUCUGGCAGAGGUCUUGCAUUUCGUGGCAAUAAUGAGACCUUGGGUUCUAAAAAUAAUGGCAAUUAUCUCGGUUGUUUAGAAUUAAUUGCGAAAUUCGAUCCAUUAAUGUCCAAACAUCUUGACGAGUACGGUAAUAAAGGCCGUGGAAAUGUCUCAUAUCUGUCCCACACUAUUUGCGAUGAGUUAAUAACACUUAUGAACAAAUAUGUACUUAAUAAUAUUGUAAAUGAAGUAACGGUAGCUAAAUAUUUCUCGUUAAUCGUAGAUUCUACUCCCGAUAUCACAAAAUUUGAUCAAUUAACAAUUGCUAUUAGAUACGUUAAUUUAGAUGGGACUGCAGUAGAACGGUUUUUAUGUUUUAUUCCAUCGGUUGGACAUAAAAGUAAAGAAAUGGAAGUUGCAAUAUUAACGAAAUUAACUGAAUUAGAUAUCAACAUAAGUUAUUGUCGUGGACAAUCCUACGACAAUGCCAGGAAUAUGUCAGGUAUGUAUAACGGCUUACAAGUUCGAAUCAAAGAAAAAUCAAAAAACGCAAUUUUUAGUCCAUGCUCAGCACAUUCAUUGAAUUUGGUUGGUUGUCAUGCUGCUGAUGUAACUAAGGAAGGUUAUAACUUUUUUUCACUUGCCCAAAAUAUCUAUGUAUUUUUUGCGGCAUCGACAUGGCGAUGGGAACAACUUUUAAUAAGUUUAAAAAAUAUACCAAACUCAAUGUUUGUAAAAAACUUAUGUCCAACGAGAUGGUCAUCAAGAUUUAGUGUUUGUAAGAGCUUGAAAAUCGGGUUUAAAGGAGUGUUAAAUUCAUUAAAAUCUAUAGCUUUAAAUUUGGAUCAGAAAGCUGGUAUAAGACAUGAAGCAGAAUCCAUGUAUAAGAAAAUUGACACGCUCGAGUUCUCAUUUAUGAUAGCUCUGUGGACUCCAAUAUUAGAAAGAUUCGAUGCCACAAGUAAAAAUUUACAACGUAUUAAUAUUGAUUUGGGUUGUGUUGUGAAAUUGUAUGAAUCUCUAGAAAUGUAUAUACAAGAUAUAAGAAAUAGGUUCGAUAUUAUGAUGAGUUGGGCUUAA